AUGGAGACCUUCGUGCGCAAGGCUGACAGCAUCUAUCCUGGGGUGAGAGAGGCCUACUGGGCUGGCAACUGGAGGAUCCGCCCACAUGCGGAGGACGAGGAGGAAGAGGAAGAGGAGGAGAAGAAGAAGCGGCGGGUGCUCUUCUCCAAGGCGCAGACGCUGGCGCUGGAGCGGUGCUUCCGGCAGCAGCGCUACCUGUCGGCGCCCAAGCAGGAGCAGCUGGUGCACCUGCUGCGCCUGACGCCCACCCAGGUCAAGAUCUGGUUCCAGAACCACCGCUACAAGAUGAAGCGUGCCAAGGGCGGCGCCGAGCAGGCCGCGGGCGGAGGCGGCGCGGGAGCGCUGCCGCUGCUGUGCAGGGUGGGGGUGCCCGUGCUGGUGCGUGACGGCAAGGCCUGCCAGAGCUGCAGUGGCGGCGGGGCGGCCUCGGGGCAGGACUACGGCGGCGGACAGACGGCUCUCAGCCUGCCGGGCUAUCCGGCCUUCCCGCAAACUGGCAUGCUGAGCCUUUUCCCUUCCUACCAGCACUUAGCGCCGCGGGCCCUGGUCUCCUGGAACUGGGGCUGA
Molecule: messenger RNA, 567 nt
Organism: Elgaria multicarinata webbii
Lineage: Eukaryota; Metazoa; Chordata; Lepidosauria; Squamata; Anguidae
Product: homeobox protein Nkx-2.8-like
Exons: 2
Coding region: 1-567 (188 amino acids)
Biological process (GO): regulation of transcription by RNA polymerase II; cell differentiation
Cellular component (GO): nucleus
Molecular function (GO): DNA-binding transcription factor activity, RNA polymerase II-specific; RNA polymerase II cis-regulatory region sequence-specific DNA binding
Source: RefSeq, a predicted model, not a curated record